Messenger RNA from Alternaria postmessia, 2010 nucleotides. RefSeq lists its product as uncharacterized. The transcript has a single exon. Bases 1 to 2010 code for a protein of 669 amino acids. The record is from RefSeq and is a predicted model, not a curated record. NCBI's taxonomy places the organism in Eukaryota, Fungi, Ascomycota, Dothideomycetes, Pleosporales, Pleosporaceae.
AUGCGUCCACUCCGUCUGCUGCUGUCGCUAUCCACGACCCUAUUAGCCGUUACGCUGCUUCUAUAUAUGAUAGUAGGCAAAUCACAGGAUGAAGCCCAGGAGCGAGCAUCUGUUGCAUCGAACCAGGGCAGUUUCAAAGCCUUGUUUUCCUUCACGUCGCCCAGCUCCUUGUUUCCGCCCUCUGCCAUCAUCAGUUUGACCGACGAUAACUCGACUUUUUUCCUUGCAAGGCCUGCCGCGUUUGGCCCGGCACUACCCAAAGAGGGCUUGAGUGGCCCGCUAUGGAUCGGUAGUGGCUUUGGAGAUGAUACAUCAGGUGCUGGGGGCGAGUUAGGAUGCAGCGACGUCCCGGGUUGGCCAGACGGCAGCGAUGACCUUGUGAGCGCUUCACGGUCACUUGGUCAUGUCAAGGAUAAAGUAAAGAGUGCCAUGCCGGACAGAGACUUGCCUUCAGAAGAAGAGAACCGUGGAGCCAAGGACGACAACACUAAGACUGCUACUGCAGACGAUGGCACAGACGAUCACCUGCAAUCAGGCCUCUCUGGCACGCGCGUGACGUCAGGAUCCAAGCAUGCCGAUAUCCAGUCACUUCAGGAGAGUGCAGAAAUCGCUGGCAAGGUUGUCCUCCUCAAGCGAGGAGGCUGUGGAUUUCUGGCUAAAGUGCAGUGGGCACAAUCACGUGGCGGUGCAGCUGUUAUAGUGGGUGACGACGUGCGCGGCGGUGCCCUCGUUCGAAUGUACGCCAAAGGAGAUACCUCUAAUAUCACGAUUCCAUCCCUAUUUACUUCACACACAACCGCGCAUCUUUUGUCUUCGCUCCUCUCGGCCGAUGGAAUGCUCUCGAGUUCUGUACAAGCAUCUGACAAGACUGCCGAAAGCCGCCCGAUACCUUCCGGAGCGCUACGAACUAUACCAACAGCGGCCCGAGGAAAGCAGCACCCAUCGACGUCUGGCAAGAAGACUACAACUGGUGAGAAUGCUGGUUGGCUGCACUCGCUCCUGUCUGUAUUUGGUCUCGGGACAAGCGAUAGUUCCCCGAAAGCUGGCAGUCGGAGACUACCGAAUAGCGGCGAUCUUGAAUGGGUCGAAGUCACCGACUGGGAAGACGACCAAAAGCCUAUCAAGACCAAAUCGACAGCUUCUACGCCUACACCCACCAGAGUUACGGACGACUUUAUCAUCGGAGAACACGACUGGCGGGACCCUGACCUUUUGCCUCUUUCUGCAUCGACGAGCGAGGCACUCACAGCAGCUAGCGCAACCCCGUUGAAUACCAAAACUGAUAGUAAUGCCUUGCCCGGUAGUGGCGAAUAUACCCCAGCAAACGCGAAGACUGGUGGGAAGAAGCUCUGGACCUGGUGGUCAGGCUCUAGGCACGACACGGUAUCGUCAGCAUCGUCCAGGCGCGCGCACACCAGAAGCAUUACCUCGAUAAUUGACGCAAAUUCUGGCAUUAUCAAGACAUCCCCCGCGACUAGUUAUCACCAAGGCCUAUGGGUCACGCUUACGCCCACGAACGUUUCAAGCAGUCCUUUCUUCGAUACUUUACUCGUACUCGUUGUCAGUCCAUUGGUCACACUGACUGUCGUAUACGCCCUCCUCCUUCUCCGAUCUCGCAUUCGACGUCGCCGUUGGAGAGCGCCCAAGUCUGUUGUGGAACGCCUGCCGGUCAGAACUUAUCAGACCAUCAGCGAUUCAUCGUCUUCGGCUACGCCUAGCGCAGCAUCCCCAACCACACCCUUACUUCAGCACUCAUCCACUCGGUCAAGAUCACCAGAACCUCGGUCGCGCUCAACUACGGUAUCAGAGACACCGGCCACUUCAACAUCUGUACAGCACGCGUCUCGUGACCGUGAGGAAGAGAAGAGAGAAUCAGGUCUGGCAGCGUGGAGACGACGCUACGGUGGCCGCCAAAGAGAAUGCGUCGUCUGUUUAGAGGAAUACGUCGACGGAGUAAGUCAAGUCAUGAGCCUCCCGUGUGGUCACGAGUUCCAUGCGGAUUGCAUGUAA